AAUAAAACAUAUUAAAAAGAUAGAAUACCACCAAACCAAAUAUUUUGGAUCUGAAUAGGAUUUGUAUACCCAUACAUAUAUACUUAGAGUGUGAUUAGAGGAAUUAAAGCAAUGACCUUUAUAUUCUCAAACGACCAAAGUUUCUUCCUUUAAUCCUUUUUCAGAAGUAGAAUAUCAUAAAUUACUAGUCUUUGAAUCACAAUCCUUUGUUUUUGUUCAACAAUUAUUAAUCCAGUUCUAGGGUUUUAGCAAAAGCUCAAGGGUUUAGUUAAAUCCACUACCUUUGUUUAUGGAACGAGAAAAAUCAGCCAAGCUUCAACACUUACAGGAGUCCCUUCAGGCCAAUCCUGAAGAUUCCUCUCUUCAUUUCGAUCUGGGAGUUUUUCUCUGGGAGAAUUGGGAGGAAGACAAUGAAACACUCAAAUCAUUCAAAGAAAAAGCAGCUGAACACUUCUUAGCCUCCGCCAGACUCAACCCCCAAAACGGCGACGCAUUCAGAUACUUAGGGCAUUAUUACUAUGGCGGAGGAGGAGGAGGAGACUCCAUUGUUGAUCCCCAGAGAGCUGUUAAGUGUUACCAAAGGGCUUUAUCCCUUAAUCCUGACGAUUCUCUUUCUGGGGAAUCCUUGUGCGAUUUAUUCGAUUCAUUAGGGAAAGUGACCUUAGAACUCACCGUUUGUCGUGAUGCUUCUCAGAAAUCUCCAAGGGCCUUUUGGGCAUUUAGGAGAUUGGGUUAUUUGCAACUCCAUGAACGUAAAUGGUCAGAAGCUGUAAUUAGUCUUCAACAUGCCAUUAGAGGGUACCCUUCUUGUGCUGAUCUUUGGGAGGCUCUUGGUCUUGCUUAUAACAGAUUAGGUAGGUUUACGGCUGCAAUUAAGUCUUAUGGGAGAGCCAUUGAUUUGGAGCCCAUGAAAGUUUUUGCUUUGGUCGAAAGUGGAAACAUUUAUGUUAUGCUUGGUUCUUUCAAAAAGGGAGUUGAACAGUUUCGUCUAGCUUUAGAGAUUUCACCUCAGUGCAUAUCUGCAAAUUAUGGGCUUGCUUCUGGGUUGUUUGGUUGGGCUAAGGAAUGUAUUUAUCUGGGAGCUUUUCAAUGGGGUGCUACAUUGUUAGAAGAAGCAUCUAAAGUUGCCAUUGAAACUACAAGCUUGGCUGGGAAUUUAUCAUGUAUUUGGAAGUUGCAUGGUGAUAUUCAGCUUACAUAUGCUAAAUGUUAUCCAUGGAUGGAAGAGAGCCAGAGUUUAGAACUUGGUGUUAGUGUUGAAGAUUUUAAUGUCUCUGUCAGUACUUGGAAACAAGCCUGUUGUUUGGCUGCAACUUCUGCUAAACACUCAUAUCAGCGAGCAUUGCUCUUGACUCCAUGGGAAGCUAAUUUUUAUGCAGAUAUAGCAAUAAGUUCAGAUAUUGUCAAUUCUUUCACCAAAAGUUCUGAUCUUGACAUAAAUGUUUGGCAGCCACCAGAGAAGAUGGCAUUGGGGGCCUUGUUACUUGAACCUGAAAAUCAUGAGUUCUGGGUGGCUUUGGGAUGUUUAUCUAAUUUUAAUCCACUGAAACAACAUUCUUUGAUUAGGAGUUUGCAAUUGGAUGUCUCUCAUGCUGUUGCUUGGUCAUACUUGGGCAAGAUUUAUAGGGAAAUGGAUGAGAAGAAACUGGCAAGACUUGCUUUUGAUUGUUCAAGAAGCAUAGAUCCUUCACUUGCAUUACCAUGGGCUGGCAUGUCAGCUGAUUUCCAUGGUAAAGAGGCUCCGGUAGAUGAAGCUUUCGAGAGUUGUUUACGAGCUGUUCAGACACUUCCUCUUGCAGAAUUCCAAAUUGGUCUUGCAAAGCUUGCUGUAAUUUCGGGCCACCUUUCAAAUCCACAGGUUUUUGGAGCUAUCAGGCAGGCUGUGCAGCGUGCUCCUCAGUAUCCCGAGUCCCAUAAUUUAAAAGGGCUGGUUUGUGAGGCACGGUUCGAGUAUCAAACUGCUGCUACUUCCUAUAGGCUAGCACGUUGUGCACUCACCAAUCUUUCAACAGGUUUUACAAAAUCUCAAAUCAGAGAUAUAUCAAUUAAUUUGGCCAGAUCACUUUUUAAGGCAGGGAAUGCUCUUGAUGCUGUAGAGGAAUGUGAAAACUUAAAGAAAGAAGGAUUGCUUGAUGGUGAAGGUUUGCAAAUAUAUGCUUUAUCUUUAUGGAAACUUGGUCAAAGUGAUUUGGCCCUUUCUGUAGCUAAAACUCUUGCUGCUAAUGUUUCUACUAUGGAUCAUAAUUUUGUUGCUGCCCCUAUUAGUUUAAUCUGCCGAUUGCUUUAUUACAUUUCUGGUCAAGAUUCAGCAAUCAAUAUUAUUCUUAAAAUGCCAAAGGAACUGUUUCAAAGUUCAAAAAUUAGCUUUGUUGUGUCUGCCAUUCAUGCUCUUGAUGGAAGUAAUCGACUAGAGCCAGUUGUUUCGACUAGUCGGAAGUUUAUUAAAUCUCAUGAAGAUAUAUGUGGAAUGCAUUGUCUAAUUGCACUUGGUAAACUGCUGAAAAAUGGAUCAGGACAUUCUAUUGGGUUACAGAGUGGAGUGGCUCAUCUUAGGAAAGUUAUUCACAUGUAUCCGAAUAGUUGUUUGUUAAGGAAUCUACUAGGCUAUUUAUUGUUAUCUGGUGAAGAAUGGAAUGAUACUCACCUUGCUACUAGGUGCUGUAACGGGAAUGCGACUUGUUCUCCUAUCGACGGUUUGAAAUCAGCAUAUGAAAUUGUUGGUGCUGGAGCAGUUGCUUGCUAUGCAAUUGGCAGUAGUAAUCCAAAGUUUACUUUCCCAACCUGCCCAAAUCAAUGUCUGAAUGAACUUGGAACUGUCCAGCAACUGCAGAAACGCUUACGCCAAGAACCAUGGAAUAGGACUCUGAGAUAUUUACUUAUCCUCAAUUUACUGCAGAAAGCCCGAGAAGAAAGAUUUCCUCGUAAUCUAUGUACUAUGCUCGAGCGGCUAAUCUCUGUGGCUCUUUCAAAUGAAUGUUAUUCUGAGACUACUGAUCUGUCAUAUCAAUACGAAAAAUUCCAACUUCUACUUUGUGCUUCUGAGAUUAGUUUGCAAAGUGGGAAUCAAAAUGGUUGUAUUGAGUAUGCCAAAGUUGCUUCAACGAUUGCAAUUCCCGAUAGUUAUUUGUUUUUCGCUCAUUUGCUUUUAUGCCGUGCCUAUGCAUCAGAUGGUGAUGUUAUGAACCUUAAAAAAGAGUACUUAAGAUGUUUGGAGUUGGAGACAGAUUGUGAUAUUGGUUGGAUUUGUCUAAAGAUGAUUGAAUCGCAAUAUACUUUGCAAAAUGGUUCAAAUAUCUUAGAGUUGUACAUGAAAGAUUGCUUGGUGGGAGAGAAGAAAUCAUGGAAUGCUUGGAUGGCUCUAUAUAAUCUAGUCCAAGGUUUAAUUGCCAUACAGAAACAGGACCUUUACUCAGCGAAGGAGUUUCUCGAACAAGCUUGUACAUUGUCAAGCGCCGAAAGCUGCAUACAACUCUGUUAUGGUUCCACCUGUUUAGAACUUGCCAAGGAAUGGGGUGAUUCGGAGUUGUUAUUGCUUGCAAUUAGAAGCCUUACUAAAGCUCAAAAGGCUUGUGUUAUUACUACCCCACUUCCUAUCAUCUCAGCAUUAUUGGCCCAAGCUGAGGGUAGCAUUGGCUCUGAUAGCAAAGAGAAAUGGGAGAAAAACUUGCGUUUGGAAUGGUAUACUUGGUCACCAGAGAUGAGACCUGCAGAGCUUUUCUUCCAAAUGCAUUUGCUUGCAAAAGAAUCAAGAGGUGGACCAGACUCUUCUUUGGAGUACUGUCAAACUCCAUUGAGAUGGGUUCUAAGGGCUGUUCAUACUAAUCCUUCUUGCAUGAGAUAUUGGAAGGUGUUGCAGAAGCUACUUGAUUGAUUAGUGAUAUAUCUCUGCCUUUGAAGCCUCAUCAACUUUAACUUAAUGCUAAUUCUCAAUUGAUCAUUAUGUUUAUGUAAAUUAUUACAUGUCUAUGUAAAUUAUAUCAAACUUUAUCUUUGUUUUGACAAAUCAGUUAAUGAAAUUUUCUCACAUACAAA
Messenger RNA from Cannabis sativa, 4032 nucleotides. Its product is annotated as tetratricopeptide repeat protein SKI3. Lineage: Eukaryota; Viridiplantae; Streptophyta; Magnoliopsida; Rosales; Cannabaceae. The transcript has a single exon. Gene Ontology annotation, molecular function: protein binding. The coding region runs from base 290 to 3871 and encodes 1193 amino acids. Gene Ontology annotation, cellular component: Ski complex. The record is from RefSeq and is a predicted model, not a curated record.